Molecule: messenger RNA, 1581 nt
Organism: Papaver somniferum (opium poppy)
Lineage: Eukaryota; Viridiplantae; Streptophyta; Magnoliopsida; Ranunculales; Papaveraceae
Exons: 3
Coding region: 1-1581 (526 amino acids)
Source: RefSeq, a predicted model, not a curated record
AUGGUUAGUAAGAAAGGUGUGGCUCUAACACACCUUCUCUUUGCGGAUGAUAUUCUUGUUUUCUGCAGAGGUGAUCUUCAUAGUUUGCAAAAUUUGAAGACUAUGCUUAUUGUCUAUGAGAAGGCUUCAGGCCAGUGCGUAAAUUAUGCGAAGAACAAAUUUUAUUACGGCGGUGGAACUUAUUCUCGGAGUAUUGCUAUUGCUAAUUAUUUGGGCAUGGAAAGAGCCUUAUUUCCGGAUAAAUAUAUGGGAAUUCAAUUGAAGCCUGGCAUUGUGCGGCACAUUCAUGUCAGGCAGGUAGUUGAAAAGAUUAUGGACAAGUUGGCUGGUUGGAAGGGUAAACUUUUAUCUUUUCAAGCUAGACUGGUUUUGAUCAGAUCAGUGAUUGCUAGCUAUGUUAUUCACUCUAUGGCUAUUUAUAAAUGGCCUUGCAAUAUCAUUAAACAGGUUGAGAGGGCCAUUAGGAAUUUUCUUUGGUCGGGUGAAAAACGUAAGUUCUUUACGGUGUUGUUUGACAACCUGUGUUGUUCAAGACGUGAAGGUGGUCUAGGCCUUAGAAGAUUGGUUUAUGUUAACAAGGAUAUGCUUAUGAAGUUAUGGAUUUCAAUUCGCGGACAAGACUUGGGCCAGAUUUUUGAGGGCGAAAGAUUAGGUAUUACUUCCAAAGGCCCUAAUGAUUUUAAGGCUAAGGUUAGUGAUAUCAUUUUUGAUGGUGCUUGGGCUAUUCCUCAAAGCACUCGGGAUUUGAUGGUUCGGCUCAUUAUUGAUGUUGGAAACUUGCUUAUUAUUGCUGGGGGCGAUGAUUAUAAGAUUUGGGAUUUAGAUAGCAAAGUAGUCUUCUCAGUUAAAUCUGCAAAGGCUGCCAUUAGAGAGAAUUGUUGUGCUAGUGAUGAUAAUGUUAUUAAGAAGACUGGAAGGUUUUUGCCUUCAAUGUGCCGUUUGUGUAGACGGGAUUGCGAAACUCUUAGUCAUAUUACUUGGCAGUGCAGAUUUUCCAAGAUAAUUUGGGAUUGGGCGGCUCGUAUUUUUAAUCUACAACCAAGAAAAGAUUUGGUGGCUUCGUAUAAGGCUGCUAAGGGGUGCAGUAGGAUGAUUAAGGAUCUGUGGUUGGUUGCUAAUCUUGCAAUCACUACGGAGUUAUGGAGACUGCGCAACAAAGUUUAUUUUGAAGAUGCUGUUGUACAUUGGCUAGGUUUUAAAGGUAGAUUUUAUCAUUUAAUUCGUGAUAACUCAAUACGAAUGAAGGGCCAUAUGAAUAAUACAAUGGAGGAUUUACGCAUCUUGAAUUAUUUCAAAGUGAAGCAUAGAUCGUGCAAAGUUUCUUCUCCAAUUGAGGUAAGGUGGUGUCCUCCUAACCAAGAUGAAAUCAUGAUUUGCUGUGAUGGUGCGUCCCUUGGAAAUCCAUGCCCGGCUGGUGUUGGCGUUACUUUUCGUGAUGCAAACGCAGCUGUUUGGGUGUCCUCUGCGUUGGCCUGGGAUUGCAGACAAACUUUUAUGCGGAAGCGUGCGCAGUUAUAUAUGGUGCUAUGUUGGCCAGAAGGUGGAAUUUUAGGAGUAUCUGCGUACAAUCUGAUUCGAUGA